This is a messenger RNA of Eleginops maclovinus (Patagonian blennie), 991 nucleotides long. RefSeq lists its product as uncharacterized. Bases 1 to 888 code for a protein of 295 amino acids. Gene Ontology annotation, molecular function: G protein-coupled receptor activity. Gene Ontology annotation, biological process: G protein-coupled receptor signaling pathway. The transcript has a single exon. The record is from RefSeq and is a predicted model, not a curated record. Gene Ontology annotation, cellular component: plasma membrane. NCBI's taxonomy places the organism in Eukaryota, Metazoa, Chordata, Actinopteri, Perciformes, Eleginopidae.
AUGCUCACCUCCAACACCACAGACCCUGAAGGAGUAGGUAUAGCUCUCUCAGUGAACUUCGACAUUCCUGUGGAUUAUGCCAUUUUUAUUUUUCAAUUUAUCUUAGCAACAACUGCUGUUCUGGUACCGGGACAUUUAGUCAUCAGCAUAUUUGCCAACAGACCGCUCCGCCUUCAGAACAGGUUUAUUUUCAUGCUGAACACCAGUAUUUGUGACACGCUGGUGGGGUGUUCGGGGUAUUAUCUCGGUCUGUUUGAUGUUCAGGAAGGAUUUCCUUCUAGAAAUGGAACUUACAAUAUUUUACCUUCUCUUCUUGGGGUAAACUUAAUGACGUUUUUAUUUGCACAGUUUGACCGCUAUUUUGCUGUUUGCCACCCAUACAUGUACACGCGCUUCAUAACCCGACGGGUGGUAAUCACUGCAAAUGUCUACUGUUGGAUCUAUGUUUAUUUUAACACCAUCGUUACAAUUUUUUUGCCACUUUCGAAAGCGAUACAGUUCUAUGUUUUCGGAGUUGUCAGCUUGCAAGUCGUAGUGCUCACCAAAGUGAUCAUGACUAUCAAACUCUAUGUUGUCGCCAGGUACCAGCUCGCAAGAGACCCCCCCAGCGCAGAGAGGGAAAACAACAAGGAGUCAUUAAGAAUCAUCAUCUUUGUUGACAUUAUCUUUCUGCUGUUGUGGGGUCCUUCUUUUGUUAAUAUAGUUCUAAGACUGCUGUUAGGAGGGGGGCUGAUAUUUAGGAACGAGGCCACCAAUCUUUUUGCCAUUUUAGCUCGUCUGAGCGCUGUGUGUACUCCAGCCGUGUACCUGUGGGGCAGCCCGGCUCUCAGACAGGCCACGGUGAAGCAUGUGUGGGGCAAAUUGUGCCCGAGAUGCAGGAAGCGGUGAAAGGAAAAAUGUACCUAUUACUGCAAUAAAGACUAUGUUCCUUUCCCUCCACAAUAGACCUGCAAUGAACAGAGUUGAGUUGGCUGCUCCUCUAGUUCAGACC